Molecule: messenger RNA, 928 nt
Organism: Dreissena polymorpha
Lineage: Eukaryota; Metazoa; Mollusca; Bivalvia; Myida; Dreissenidae
Product: putative nuclease HARBI1
Exons: 2
Coding region: 10-657 (215 amino acids)
Source: RefSeq, a predicted model, not a curated record
CUGACCAACAUGGCGGACGUUCUCUAUUUUAGACACAGACAACAGCGACGGUUUCGACGAAUUGACUUACAAACGAAUGGACUUGAUGACGACGAACUGCGCCGAAGGUAUAGGUUUUCUGCCCAGAGCCUAGACAGACUUGUCGACCUCUUGGACCCUAUUUUACGACGACAGACGCGACGAAACAGGUCUCUGUCAACACGACAGCAGUUACUUAUAACUCUUCGAUUCUUGGCUACUGGGAAUUUUCUUCAGGUUAUCGGCGACACCUUCGGCGUUGACAUAGCUACUGUUUCUCGGGUUAUUACCGCUGUCGUUGACGCUAUUUUCGGACUGAAGGACCGUUUCAUUAAAUUUCCGACCAGCGACGAAGACCGACGCCGAGCGACUAAUGACUUCUUCCGGGUUCGGGGAUUCCCUUCCGUCAUUGGUUGUAUAGACGGAACCCACAUCCGUCUUCUUUCACCCGGGCAGCCCGACGAAGCAGCGUACGUCAACAGGAAACAUUAUCAUUCGAUCAACGUACAGGCAACUUGUGACAGAAACGAUAAGAAUGAAGCCUGCAAAGGUUACCAGGAUAGUGUUGGUGUGCGCUGUACUGCACAACAUGAGACGGAUGUGGGGGGAACCGAACCCGGAUGUUCAAGACGACCUUGACGAACAACCAGACAUACAGAACUUUGACGGACCCAUGGACGGACGUGGUGUGAGAAAUAGACUGAUUGAACAGUAUUUUGUUUGAUGUUUAAGUGUUUUCCAUUAUGUUUUUUUUGUUAUAAUAAGUUCAAUUUUAAAAUAUCACAUACAUUUGCUAUUCUUGUUUACAUUUUAAUGCCUUUUUUUUUCUUUGUGUUUAUUAAUUUUAUAAAUAAACAGUGCAAUUUAUGUGCAAUCCAAGCUUUGCAUUGUUUCUAAACAAUAACACAUU